Molecule: messenger RNA, 361 nt
Organism: Phytomonas sp. EM1
Lineage: Eukaryota; Euglenozoa; Kinetoplastea; Trypanosomatida; Trypanosomatidae
Source: the annotation of a GenBank genome assembly
GCCUUUAUUCUCAUGACUGACGUAAAGAAGGACACCAAGAAGGCCGAGGAUGUCGUUGCCCAGACUGACGAGGCUCAGGUUGGGAUCGUGAUCAAGGUUAUUGGUCGCACCGGCUCCCGCGGCAACGUGACUCAGGUUCGCGUUCGUCUCAUGGCUCCCGCUGGUUCUCCUGAUGCGAACCGCACAAUCGUGCGCAACGUGAAGGGCCCAUGCAAGGAGAACGACAUGCUAUCCCUCAUGGAAACUGAACGUGAGGCCCGCCGCUUGAACUAAAGGCACACUGCUUCCUUGAAUUUAAGGCAAUUUUUCGCUACGUUUUAUUUAGGAUUUGACUAAAAAUAUGAAUUCGCCAUAAGCGUUU